Aspergillus oryzae RIB40 is the source of this 1569-nucleotide messenger RNA. Its product is annotated as PRKCSH domain-containing protein. The record is from RefSeq and is a predicted model, not a curated record. Gene Ontology annotation, biological process: retrograde protein transport, ER to cytosol; endoplasmic reticulum unfolded protein response. Gene Ontology annotation, cellular component: endoplasmic reticulum lumen. The coding region runs from base 1 to 1569 and encodes 522 amino acids. The transcript is spliced from 2 exons. Lineage: Eukaryota; Fungi; Ascomycota; Eurotiomycetes; Eurotiales; Aspergillaceae.
AUGGGUCGGCGCAACCGAAUCGUAGCGUCCUUGCUAACUUUAGCAUGCGCAACUUCUACUGCCCUCGCGAACAAGAAGGCCUUCAAUAUCCACGAUGAUCUGCUCGCGUUUCCUCAAUUUCAAGUCCUUUUCCCGGACGAAUAUGUUCUUGACUCUCACGCGAAAGAGUUACUAAAGACGCAAAGUAGCCCUCCAGUCUACGAUGACCAACAGGGAAACUCUCUACAAAAGUCGCAGAUCCCUUUAAAGCCUCGCACAGAUGAGUCUCCAGACACCAGCUCGCAACAGGAAGGGGGUCCGCAGCUCACAUACGAAGAGCUAACCCUCCAAGGCCAACGAUUCCUCUGUCAAAUCCCGCAAGUUGAGACCGACGAAAGGAGUCCGACGAAUGAGACCAAGGAAGCUAGCGAGACGGACGAGGAGCAGGAGCUGGCCCGGGCGACGGACCGCGGCUUGGAACUUCUGAGCGAGAUGGAAGGGAAAUGCAUGUACUAUGUGUCGGGCUGGUGGUCGUACUCGUUCUGCUACAAGAAGCAGAUCAAACAGUUCCAUGCAUUGCCUUCCGGCAGUGGGAUCCCUAGCUAUCCUCCCAUGGAGGAUCCGGCAACGCAUUCAUUUAUCCUGGGCCGUUUUCCCCGGGCAAGCGAUGAUGAGGAGGAUGGUGAAGCUGAGCGCAAAAAGACCGCAGAGACGACGACAACAGCAACAACAACGGAUGUGGCUGAGCUCCAGACGAAUGGGGGAUCAAGGUAUCUGGUGCAGCGCUUGGAGGGCGGGACUAAAUGCGAUUUGACGGGGAAGAACCGGAAGAUCGAGGUUCAGUUCCACUGCCAUCCGCAAUCGACGGAUCGCAUUGGUUGGAUCAAGGAGCUUACGACUUGCUCCUAUUUGAUGGUCAUUUAUACCCCGCGAUUGUGUAACGAUGUCGCGUUCCUGCCCCCACAGCAGGAAGAGGUUCAUUCGAUUGAGUGUCGCGAGGUUCUCUUGCCUGAUCAGGUUCCCGAUUGGGAGGCGAUGCGGCAGUAUCACCUGGCUCAGAGACUCGUCGAGUCGUCUACCACUACGUCGGAAUUUCCUAUCGUCGGCGACAUUGAGGUCGGCGCCAAGAAGUUGGUGGGCACUGAAGGCAAGGAGAUCGAGAAAGGACGUGUAGCUUCCGCCGGAGAAGAGAAGGUGGAAGUGGUGGCUAAACGCGAGAAUGGCGAGGUAUUGCAGUUGUCCAAAGUCGAUCUAGAAAAACUUGGGCUUGACCCAGAGAAGAUCGAAACCUUGAAGACCCGACUCGAGGAGCUUGCGCAGGGUAAGGAUUGGACGUUGGAACACGUCACGGCCAAUGGCGAGCGUGGAUUGAGAGGCAUCGUGGACACCGAUGAAGAUGAAGAGGAGGAAGAAAAGCAAGCCAAGACCGAGACAGAGUCGAAAGAACAUAACACACUGGAAGAGCCGCAGGAGAAGGCUCCCACCGAGAAGAAGGUCCCGGAGGCUAAGCCAAAGGGCGAGCCAAAGGAGGAACCGCCAACAGAAAACGUGGAAGAAGGUAGCGAGGAAAUCUUCAAAGAUGAACUGUAA